Cryptomeria japonica (Japanese cedar) is the source of this 1382-nucleotide messenger RNA. RefSeq lists its product as uncharacterized. The transcript has 3 exons. NCBI's taxonomy places the organism in Eukaryota, Viridiplantae, Streptophyta, Pinopsida, Cupressales, Cupressaceae. Gene Ontology annotation, molecular function: double-stranded DNA binding. The record is from RefSeq and is a predicted model, not a curated record. Gene Ontology annotation, biological process: regulation of DNA-templated transcription. The coding region runs from base 382 to 1080 and encodes 232 amino acids.
GUUAGACAAUUUCUUAAAAGAGUGUUAGGAACAACUGCUUGGAACGUUGCUGCAACAAAGGGAAAAAACACUUAAAACUCUUGUAAUGCACGAUUAUCUAAAGAGUCGCAGAUACUUAAUGGGGAAUUUUCAGACCUUUAUGCAUCUUUAAUAUAUAAAAUUGUGAGUAGAAUUUCGGAGAAAGUGAGGGCCACACAAUCGUAAAAUAUGCUGUAUUCCAUCGAAUCUUAGGAGACUCCCUGCCAUUACAUGGACCUCAAUAAACACCCUUCUUAAGGGAGUGUAUAUAUUUAUGCAAACUGUAACUACUCUCAUUAACUGUGUAUAUCCUCUAGUCAACAACAGGGUGAGGAGCCGAUCUCCUGCAGUUCAGAAGCAGGGAUGCAAACAAUCAUAUCACCUUGGUCCUGGUGCAAAUACAAGCAUUUAUCGCAUUCUCACAAUAAUUUGGUAGAUUCGGGAAUUUUUUUCGUAUCAUCAGAUUUGUACACAGCUCAUGGAAAAUGCAGGGUAUCUUGUAACAAUAUGCAGAAAAAAGCAAUAAGGCAUGGCAAUUAUUUUUUGUCAAAACAUUUAUUAGAAAAUAAGAAAAUAUCAGUCCAAUGCAGUCUUGGCAGUGCACAAAAUAAGUUGAGUACACUUCAGCAAGCUUUUAAAGAAGAGGAGAAGAAGGAAUGGGAGGAAUCCCAAGAACCAUUAUCAGCUCUGAAUUUUAGCAUUGAAGAAGUGGAUGCAAUUCUAGGGAAGGCUUUUGGUUGGGUACAUUCUCCUUACUGGGGGGAAGAGAAAAGAAAAACUCUGCCUAAAAAAAUUCUAGUAUCAGCAUCCUUGAGCUAUUUAAGAAACCUAGGCCUCUCGGAUGAUGAUCUCCACAAACUGUUAAAAAAAUUCCCAGAAGUACUUGGAUGCAGUCUUGAGGAUGACCUAAAGAAUAAUAUUGCUAUUCUAGAGAGGGAUUGGGGCAUUAAAGGAAACACACUUCGGAACCUUCUCCUUCGCAAUCCUAAGGUGUUAGGUUACAAUGUUGACUGUAAAGGGGACUGUAUGGCUCAGUGUACACGCUGCUGGGUUAGAUUCUAGUUUGCAUGGUUUCAUAUGGAAGCUUUUGUAGAGAGUGUCUGUUUCAACUCCUAUUAGAAAGUCAUAUUGGAAAGCAUCAAUAGCAAGGCAGCAACCUAGAUUAUGAAUUUUUAUAUUUGUUUCAGUGAUGCCUCCAGGUGUUCAUUUGAUUGUAUGCUUGUUGCAAUGUAUAGGUUUAUUAAUCUUCACAAAUUCUGAUAUCAUGGCAGGUUCAACAUGAAUUACUCCUAUCUCUAUAAAGCUGCAAUAUUUCUUGCUGAAUUUUGAAGCAGGAAUAUGGCAGCAAGGGGGAAUUUGUUUUA